Molecule: messenger RNA, 432 nt
Organism: Penicillium verhagenii
Lineage: Eukaryota; Fungi; Ascomycota; Eurotiomycetes; Eurotiales; Aspergillaceae
Product: DIM1 family thioredoxin-like protein
Exons: 4
Coding region: 1-432 (143 amino acids)
Biological process (GO): mRNA splicing, via spliceosome
Cellular component (GO): spliceosomal complex; U4/U6 x U5 tri-snRNP complex; U5 snRNP
Source: RefSeq, a predicted model, not a curated record
AUGGGUUCCAUUGUUCUGCCUCACUUGCGAUCAGCCUGGCACGUUGACCAGGCCAUUUUAUCUGAAGAAGAGCGCCUUGUGGUCAUCCGGUUUGGCCGCGAUCACGAUCCCGACUGCAUUCGUCAAGAUGAAGUCCUCUACAAAAUUGCCGAACGAGUGAAGAACUUCGCCGUGAUCUACCUCUGCGACCUCGACGAGGUACCCGACUUCAGCACCAUGUACGAGCUUUACGACCCGAUGACGAUCAUGUACUUCUAUCGAAACAAACAUAUGAUGUGCGAUUUUGGUACGGGUAACAACAACAAGUUGAACUGGGUGCUGGAGGACAAGCAGGAGUUGAUCGACAUCAUCGAGACCAUCUACAAGGGCGCAAAGAAGGGUCGUGGUUUGGUCGUCAGCCCAAAGGAUUACUCGACCAGAUACCGGUACUAA